Molecule: messenger RNA, 2691 nt
Organism: Candidula unifasciata
Lineage: Eukaryota; Metazoa; Mollusca; Gastropoda; Stylommatophora; Geomitridae
Source: the annotation of a GenBank genome assembly
AUGACUAUCAUCGUUUUCCUUGUCGAUACUAGCGCGUCUAUGAACCAGCGAACGUAUUUGGGCACCGCUUUGAUUGAUGUGGCCAAGGCUGCUGUUGAAAGUUUUAUGAAGAGCCGAUCCCGCGAUGCGAGCAGUCGAUGGGACCGUUACAUGCUUCUGACUUUCGAAGAUCCUCCAGCGAACGUCAAGGCUGGAUGGAAAGAGAGUCACCUGACUUUUGCUUCCGAGCUGAAAAAUCUGAAAGCUUCCGGCUUGACCUCCAUGGGACCCUCGCUGAAACACGCCUUUGAUCUGCUGAAUUUGAAUAGAAUGACCAGUGGGAUUGAGACUUAUGGGCAGGGCCGGAGUCCAUUCUACAAUGAAUCAACACUCAUUAUUGUGAUCACAGAUGGUGGUCACCUGACCACAACGAGCGGGAUACAACCGGAGCUCAAUCUUCCAAUGAACUCAGUUGUACCCGGAGCAGAACUGACCAAAGAACCAUUCCGAUGGGAUCAGAGGAUAUUCAGCCUGGUCUUGCGUCUGCCGGCCAGUGUCCCGCCAGAUGUAUCUGGGUUUCCAUACAUCCCGACGGCAGAGAAUGCUGCCAUUGAUGUCAUGUGUGAAGUGACCGGAGGUCGGUCGUAUGCUGUGUACAGUCAGAAGAUGAUGAAUGCAGCGAUCGAGUCCCUGGUGCAGAAGGUUCAGUGUGGAGUCGUGAUCCACUUUGAGAAAUUUGGGCCGGAUCCCCCGCCAGUCAGUGACCCCAACCGGGUCGACAUCGGACAGGAUGUAAAUGGCAGUUCUAAAGAAAACAUGGAUACAAACAAAACCAUUGUUCUUGAUGAAGAGGAUAAAAAACAUGUCAAUCACUUUGGGACAAAUGGCCAGCAUCAGACAAACCAUGCCUGGCAUAGCUGUCGGAAAUUGAUCUACGUGCCUCGGUCGGCACAGAAAGGUCAUUGCACGGGUCACUGGCCGAUUCCUGAAGGCUACUGGCCUGAUCUCACAAGUCCUUCAUUGCCCCCACGUACAGCUCACCCGGUUGUCCAGUUUUCUUGCCAACCUUCUGAGCCUCUUGUGAUCGAAAAUCUGCCUUUUGAUAAAUACGAGCUGGAGCCGUCACCCUUGACACAGUACAUCCUGGAGAGGCGACAACCCAAUAUUUCCUGGCAGGUGUUUGUGGCCAACAGUUCCAAGUUCAGUGAGAUGUGUCAUCCUUUCGGCUACCUGAAGGCCAGCAGCUCUCUGACCACCGUCAACUUGUUUGUGAUGCCUUACAAUUACCCUGUCCUGCUUCCCUUGUUGGAUGAGCUGUUCAAGGUACACAACAUGAAGCCUAACCAGCAGUGGCGGCAGCGAUUUGAGAAUUAUUUGAAGACAAUGCCUGGCUAUUACGCGCCGAAUUUGCGGCGAGCUUUGGCUCGAAUGGGUGCCCCCAACCUGGUGUCUGACAAUAUGGACAACUGCCUUAGCUACAGUGUGAUUACCUACCUGAAGAAACUGAAGAACCAGGCUCGAAUGGAAAUGGACCGCCUUAACGCAUCUAUUGGCCAGAAACCAUCGCGGCAUGAGGGAAUACGGGUGGCCUCGAGAAGUAGGACCAAGUCAGUUUUGCAGCGGAAGGAUUUCAACCAGUUGCUGGCCAGCCUGGGGGGUAACAUGGCUAUCUUGAAACAAGAGCUGCAGCAGGACUAUAGUGGCUUUACCUUGGCUGUUGAAGAUCCAGAGAUCAAACCUCAGUUUUACAGAAAUCCUUACGACAUCCCUCGCAAAAGCUUAAUUGAUCAAAUCAGUCGAAUGAGAAACAACUUCCUGCGAACAUCAAUCAAUUCUGAAUCUCUGAUUGACCUGGAUGAAAAGCACAGAGUGCCGAUCAGUCAGAUGGGUAACUAUCAGGAAGUGUUGAAGAAACAGCCGCCUCCACUGAGGGAGUUGGAGAACACACCUACCAGACUCCACAUGUUCGGCAAUCCAUUUAAAGUUAACAAGCAGUUGACUGUUGACGAAGCAGAAGAGGCUAUUGUGAUAGGAAGCUCGCCAAGGAAGCGGACCUCAUCCGAAAGUUUGCCUAAUUCACCGACUCGUAAACGAAAGCCAGGUCCACUGCCCAAAGAUAUUCCUUACCGCCGGCUCUCGACCUCAUCCAUCACCCCGCCAUCCAGCCCCGCGCCAUCAUUCAUAUCCGACACAGAUUCUGAAACAGACGAAACUCCAUUGCAGAUUGUUACAGAUUCAGACAGCGAGAGCACAGCUUUGGGCAGUGAUGGCGAAGAGACACCCGCGUACAACCACAUAACAUCCAGCCCUAAUUUAGAUUCAAGUUCCCACAGCGAAAAUGGUGUCUGCGAAUCCGACGCCUUGAUGGACGGUGUCAAGGGGACUGACAGUAGAUUGUUUGAGACACUGGCGGAGGCUUUUGUGGGCAGUAAGAAGGAUCUUCAGGUGUGGAACUUCAACAGGCAGCUCAAGGGUCUUGUCACAAAAGAGGUGAAAAGGCCAGGAAGAAAUUUUGACAGGCUGUUUCAGCUGUUGGACACAGUUCGGGGCAGCCCUAAAGUACAAGUCGAGUUCGUGCGAGAGAUCAUCGAGGAGGCUCACCGGUUUAAGCGCAGAUACCUGAUUGAGUUGUUAGAGAAAUUUGUGCAGACCCUUUCCAACCAGAACAACAACAAACUGAACAAAUACCCCAGCAAAACUCACAUCAGCUGA